AUGACUAGUGAAAGAUCUGAGAAGCUCCAUAACUUGACUCUAGCGAUUAUGAUGCUGGCCAUGGGAUACGACCAGGUGGCGUUUUCGAUGGGCACUAAAGCGACAUGGUUCCAACCCCAUUACUUCGGCCUCUGCUCUGUCGCUUACGUUCUCUUCGUGAUCGUCGCUGAAUUCGAGGACGACGUGGUGGUCAAACGUUUCGCCGAUUGGAUCAGCCACAUGCUUGGAUUAUCUGCUCUAGCAUGCCUCGUAGCAAUUGUGUCCGUGGAGUUCGCAAUCGGAUUGGCUUCUUCUACCGCUCUCGUUAGUUUCUGGUAUCUCGUGAAAUACCUUAAGAGCCACGAAACCUUAAACCCUUCAUCCCUAGAUUCAAGCUGCAGCUCAGAGAAGUUAAAUCUUGUCAUCUUGGCGGCUCUUGGAGGAGCCAUGGUGUUUGUCCAGAUUGGAUUAGCCAUGGGAUCACUUGAGAAAACUAGUCUUUCCCCGGUUUACUUUGGAGUCUCGUCUGUUUCGUAUGUGUUCUUCCGAGUCACUGAAGUGCUGGAAGAGAACGUCACCAUCAAAUCAGUCUCUGGUCAUAUGAGCCGUUCUGCAGGAAUACUCAGUCUGGUUUGCUUCGUGGGACUGGUUUCUAAAGAAUUUGCCUUAGGUAUCUUCGUCUCUACGUUAUUGUUAGUCUCUCGGUACAUUUGCAAGAUUUGGUGCGCUAAUCCAACUGCUCAAGAUUUGGCCGCGGAAGUUCAGUCUCUACGUUAUUGUUAGUCUCUCGGUA
Messenger RNA from Camelina sativa (false flax), 772 nucleotides. RefSeq lists its product as uncharacterized. Lineage: Eukaryota; Viridiplantae; Streptophyta; Magnoliopsida; Brassicales; Brassicaceae. The record is from RefSeq and is a predicted model, not a curated record.